Messenger RNA from Cataglyphis hispanica, 1952 nucleotides. Its product is annotated as feline leukemia virus subgroup C receptor-related protein 2-like. Gene Ontology annotation, molecular function: heme binding; heme transmembrane transporter activity. Lineage: Eukaryota; Metazoa; Arthropoda; Insecta; Hymenoptera; Formicidae. The transcript has 7 exons. Gene Ontology annotation, biological process: heme export; transmembrane transport. The record is from RefSeq and is a predicted model, not a curated record. Bases 363 to 1796 code for a protein of 477 amino acids. Gene Ontology annotation, cellular component: membrane.
ACUUUAUCAACGGCAAUCAACGUCAAUUUUGAGAGCGUCGCUUUCUCAUUCUUAAAUUCGCGGAAUGGAAAAGUUUGAAUCGCGAAAUAUACAAUUGCGAAACGUGCGAAAAUCGCGCUCUAAUUUAUCAUUCCAGAUUUGAUGAGGAAAUUUUAAAAAGUGUAACUCUAAUACGUUAUAAUAUUUUCUAUUUGAGUAAUAUUACAAAUGUCGGGAGUGAACAUCUUAAAAAAAUUUAUUAAACAAAUAUAUCGAGAAAAUUAUCUUCUAUCUUUAACUGUAGAUUUGUGAGAUUGUAAUCUCCGUAGCAUAAGCAAAUAUAUCAAAAAUUCCUGCAAAACGUAUUUUGCGAGAGAACAAAAAUGGAAGAUACAAAUUUAAACGAAGUGCUUACUAUAAAAAAUUCGGCAAAGAUUGCGCGGCUAGGCGAGCAGCCUGACAUCGAGCCGUUAAAAUUGAAAACGUAUAAGAAAAGAUGGAUAAUGCUGAUCAUCUACAUGAUCUAUAACGGAGUAAGCGCUUGUCAAUGGAUAGAAUACUCGAUUAUAGCUAACAUAAUCACUAGAUAUUACGGAGUGUCUUCGUUAAUGGUCGAUUGGACUUCGAUGGUGUUCAUGCUGCUUUACGCGGUAUUCGUAUUCCCAGUGCAACGAUUGUCAAACAAUUGCGGUCUACGAUGGAUGGCUAUUUUAGGCAGCGGUUUGAGCUGCUUGGGUGCAUGGAUAAAAACUUUUUCCGUUCACCCCGAUAGAUUCUACGUCACUUUCAUUGGGCAGUCUGUAGUCGGAUUUACCCAGACUCUGAUCCUACCGAUACCAGGACGCUUAGCCGCACAAUGGUUUCCUUCUAAUGAACUUUCAACCGCCACGAGUUUGGGUAUUUUUGGUAAUCAAUUUGGAGUAGCAUUGGGUUUCCUCUUGACGCCUAUAAUAGUAAAGAAUCACGAAAAUCUAGAUGACAUUGGCAACGAUCUAUCACGUUUAUGCUGGACCGUUGCAAUCGUUACCACGAUUGGAUUUAGUCUAGUACUCAUAUUAUUUCAGGAAGAACCGAAACUGCCACCAAGCGAGACGCGAGCGUUACAAAAACUGGAUCGAAUGAAGAAAGAGGAGGCAUUCCUCGUGCCGAUUAAAAGACUCUGUAAAAACAAAAGCUUUAUUCUACUCUGUAAUUCUCACGGUUUGAGCAUCGGUGUGCUGAAUGCUGUGGGUACAUUACUCAAUCAAAUAUUCCUCAUGCACUUUGAGAAUGGAGAGGAAGAUGCGGGCAGAAUUGGAUUAGUUAUGAUUAUCAGCGGUAUGGCCGGAGCCGUCAGUUUCGGUAUCAUCCUUGAUAAAACACAUAAAUUCAAAGAGACUGCCGUGACUGUAUACUUUCUCACAUUGUGCGGUCAAAUACUAUUCGCGGUAUUUAUUUAUGUCGGCAUUAAAUGGAUGGUAUAUGUAUCGGCGAUGUUUUUAGGAUUUUUCAUGUCGGGAUACUUUGCAAUGGGAUAUGAAUUGUGCACCGAAUAUACAUAUCCGGAAUCGGAGAAUAUAUCCGCCGGAAUCCUCAAUAUAACAAACAGCAUUUACGGCAUAAUACUCAUUAUAAUAUUGGGAAUAUUAUUGAAAGCGUACGGCGAUAUUCCGGUGCACAUUGCCUUAUGCUCGACUUUGUUGCUCGGUUUCAUCUUAACUGUUUUGACGAAAGACGAGCAAAGACGACAGGAUGCAAGGAAAAAGGCUCAGCAUGAAGGAACUGCGAAGCUCGAUAAUGUUCCAGAAACCGAGCAACUAACUUAUAAUAACAAUUAACAGAUGUAAACAAAUUGUUCAUGUUGUAUAUAUAAAUUUUCAAACUAUUGUGAUUUCAUGCUGGUUUUUGAUCGAUGCUUUUGCAUCUUCUAAGCAAAAUAUACAUUUACAGUUAAUAUAAAUAGGAAAAUAAGAAAUAAUUUCAUAUUUUGCACA